CGGAACCACCGCUCCGUGCAAGACACCAUGGCCUCGUGCGCUGACGCCAACCUGAAGGACUGGGACCCUGAGGUCUACCGCUUCCUGCUCGAGGAGAAGAAGCGGCAGGUCAAUGGCAUCGAGCUCAUCGCGUCCGAGAACUUCACCUCCAAGGCGGUGAUGGAGUGCCUCGGCUCGUGCAUGACCAACAAGUACUCUGAGGGCAUGCCUGGCGCGCGCUACUAUGGCGGCAACCAGAUCAUUGACCAGGUGGAGAACCUGUGCCGCUCGCGCGCGCUCGCCGCGUUCAACUGCGAUCCGGCCAAGUGGGGCGUCAACGUGCAGCCCUACUCCGGCUCGCCCGCCAACUUCGCCGUCUACACUGCGCUGCUCACGCCGCACGACCGCGUCAUGGGGCUCGACUUGCCGUCGGGCGGCCAUCUCACGCACGGCUACUACACCGCCAAGAAGAAGAUCUCGGCCACGUCCAUCUACUUCGAGUCCCUCCCCUACCACGUCGACAGCCAGACCGGCCUCAUCGAUUACGACCACCUCGAGAAGACGGCGAUGGUCUUCCGGCCCAAGAUGAUCAUCGCGGGCGCCUCCGCCUACCCGCGCGAUUGGGACUACGCACGCAUGCGCGACAUUUGCGACAAGACGGGCGCCUUCCUCCUUGUCGACAUGGCGCACAUCUCCGGCCUUGUGGCCACGGGCGAGCAGAAGUCGCCCUUUGACUAUGCGGACGUGGUCACCACCACGACGCACAAGUCGCUGCGCGGCCCGCGCGCGGGCAUGAUCUUCUUCCGCCGCGGCCCCAAGUCGGACGCGGAGAAUGCGCCGCACUACGAGUACGAGGACGCCAUCAACUUUGCCGUCUUCCCGGCGCUGCAGGGCGGGCCGCACAACCACCAGAUCGCGGCGCUGGCGACGCAGCUCAAGGAGGUUGCGACGCCCGAGUUCAAGCUGUACGCGAAGCAGGUGCGCGCCAACGCAAAGGCGCUGGCCGACUACCUCGUCGCUCAGGGCUACAAGCUCGCGACCAACGGCACCGAGAACCACCUGAUGCUGCUCGACCUGCGGCCGCUCGGCCUGACGGGCAACAAGAUGGAGAAGGUGCUCGAGCACAUGCACAUCACGCUCAACAAGAACGCGGUGCACGGCGACGUGAGCGCGAUGGCGCCCGGCGGCAUCCGGAUCGGCACGCCUGCGAUGACGACGCGCGGCCUCAAGGAGGCGGACUUUGUCAAGGUUGGCGAGUUCCUGCACCGCGGCAUCCAGUUCGCGCUCGAGGUGCAGAAGGCGUCGGGCAAGAAGCUCGCCGACUUCCUCAAGGCCAUCGACGAGAAGGCCAACGCCGACAAGCUCGCCGGCAUGUGCUCCGAGGUUGAGGCCUUUGCCGGAGCCUUCCCCAUGCCGGGCCACUAGAGGCUGUCGAGCAGAUACGCAUAGUUGGAUUGGCCGCGCCAGCGGUGUGGGGCGUGGGCCGCGGGCUCGCACGCCACCAAGUACGAGGGGUUCUGACGGCAUCAGCAUGUUCAAUCGGUUGGUUUUUCCUUUUUGAGAGGUUCGUUGCUGUGGAGGGCUGUGGAGGGCGCAGCGCAGCGAGUGUGAGCUCUGGAAAGAGAGACGGUUGUACUACGGUGCGUCAGAGCCAGGAUGCGUGCGCGGCCAUUUUGUAAAGGUUAUUUAUGAAAU
This is a messenger RNA of Emiliania huxleyi CCMP1516, 1674 nucleotides long. RefSeq names its product serine hydroxymethyltransferase. The coding region runs from base 28 to 1404 and encodes 458 amino acids. The record is from RefSeq and is a predicted model, not a curated record. The transcript has 4 exons. Gene Ontology annotation, molecular function: pyridoxal phosphate binding; cobalt ion binding; zinc ion binding. Gene Ontology annotation, biological process: folic acid metabolic process; tetrahydrofolate interconversion; L-serine catabolic process. Lineage: Eukaryota; Haptophyta; Isochrysidales; Noelaerhabdaceae. Gene Ontology annotation, cellular component: cytoplasm.